This is a messenger RNA of Striga asiatica, 2240 nucleotides long. The record is from the annotation of a GenBank genome assembly. NCBI's taxonomy places the organism in Eukaryota, Viridiplantae, Streptophyta, Magnoliopsida, Lamiales, Orobanchaceae.
AUGUGGCCUGACCUGAUUAGAAAGGCUAAAGAAGGUGGACUAAACUUGAUACAGACUUAUGUGUUUUGGAAUAUUCACGAGCCUGUACAAGGGCAGUUUAAUUUUGAAGGCAAUUAUGAUUUGGUGAAAUUUAUCAAAAUGAUUGGUGAGAAUGGUAUGUGGGUGACCCUUAGGAUUGGACCUUACAUUGAGGCUGAAUGGAAUUUGGGAGGGUUUCCAUAUUGGUUGAAGGAGGUUCCAAACAUCACAUUCCGUUCAUAUAAUGAACCCUUUGUGUACCACAUGAAAAAGUAUGCUGAGAUGGUCAUAAACUUGAUAAAGAAAGAGAAGCUCUUUGCAGACCAAGGAGGCCCAAUUAUCAUGGCCCAGAUUGAGAAUGAAUACAACAAUGUCCAACUCGCAUACAGAGAGGCUGGGCAGAACUAUGUAAAGUGGGCCGCAGAUAUGGCUGUGGGCCUACACAAUGGUGUACCUUGGGUCAUGUGCAAGCAAAAGGACGCCCCUCAGACAGUCAUUAGUACUUGCAAUGGAAGACAAUGUGGAGACACUUUCCCCGGUCCAAAUGGGCCCGACAAACCUUCUCUCUGGACUGAGAAUUGGACGGCCCAGUAUAGAGUCUUUGGUGACUCACCUUCUCAGCGGGCGGCUGAGGACAUAGCAUUUGCCGUUGCUCGUUUCUUUGCAAGGAAUGGUACCCUCAACAACUAUUACAUGUACCAUGGAGGGACCAAUUUUGGGCGAACGAGUUCAUCUUUCGUGACAACACGCUACUAUGAUGAAGCCCCUCUUGAUGAAUUCGGUUUGAAGAGGGAACCAAAAUUCGGGCACUUGAGGGACUUGCACAGGGCAUUGAGGUUGAGCAAGAAGCCAUUGCUUUGGGGCACUCCACACGUGCAGAAGAUUAGUGAGGACUUAGAGAUCACGACUUAUGAGAAGGAAGGAACAAAAAUUUGUGCUGCAUUUUUGACCAACAACAAUUCAAGGGAAGACGCGACUAUUAAUUUCAGAGGCGUUGACUAUUUCUUGCCAGCUAAAUCUAUUAGCAUUUUACCCGAUUGUCGCACUGUGGUUUUCAACACACAAACGGUUGUUUCACAACAUAGCGCGAGAAACUUCGUACCCUCAAAGAAAGCAAAAAUCACUAAAUGGGAGAUGUACAAAGAAAGCGUGCCAAGCCCACACGAUUUAGAGAUAAAGAGCAAAUCGCCAAAGGAAUUGUACCAACUUACUAGAGAUACCUCAGAUUAUGCAUGGUACAGUACAAGAAUCAACUUGGAUAGACGUGAUUUGCCAAGACGUCCAGAUAUUCUUCCAGUGCUUCAAGUCGCGAGUCUUGGUCAUGCUUUGCUUGCAUUUGUUAAUGGAGAAUACGUAGGUUUUGGGCAUGGAAGCAAUGUCGAAAAGAGCCAUGUUUUCAAAAAUACAAUUAAAUUGAAGAUUGGUGAUAACGAGAUAUCGAUACUGGCAAUGACAGUUGGUUUGCCGGUUGGUGUGGAAGGUGAGAAGAUGCAAUUGUUCACCGAGGAGGGUUCAAAAAAAGUCAAGUGGGCGAGUGCAAAUGCAUCUCCUUCACCUAUUACUUGGUACAAGACAUAUUUUGAUGCACCAGAGGGUGAUAACCCAGUGGCAAUUAAAAUGAACAGCAUGGCAAAGGGUAUGGUUUGGGUCAACGGUCAAAGCAUUGGCCGAUAUUGGGUUUCUUACAUCUCACCAAUUGGGAGCCCCACUCAAGAAGAGUAUCACAUCCCAAGAGAAUACUUGAAGCCCAAGGAUAAUCUAUUAGUGGUUUUUGAGGAAACCGGCGGGAAUCCAGAGAAGAUGGAAAUUGUGACCGUUAAUCGUGACACGAUCUGUAGCGUUAUCACUGAAUAUCACCACCCGCACGUCAAAACAUGGGAGAGGAAAAACAACGAAUUCCGAAAUAUAACUGACCCGAUAAAGGCUGCAUACCUCACGUGCCCCGACAAUAAGGUCAUUGACAAAGUCGAGUUUGCAAGCUUUGGGAACUCGGACAAUGCUUGCGGAUCCUUCAAGCCCGGCCCGUGUGAUUCCACCGCGGUUCACGACCUUGUUGAGAAGCUUUGCUUGGGGAAAACAACAUGCACAAUCCCAUUUGAAAGGGAGCAGCUGCUUAAUGGGGCCAAGGAAUUGUGCCCUGAUGUGGAAAAGACACUGGCUAUUCAAGUGAAAUGCGGUAGUCCAAAUAAGAGCGAUGAUUGAUUUGUUAAUUUAUUAAUUUG